GAGAGCGAGCGAGAGAGCGUGCGAGCAUGUGAGAAGAAGAGAGAGAGCGAAAAGAGAGAGCGGCAAAGCCAAAGCAAAGCCAGGGAGGACAGAAAGAUAAAGCCAAAGCAGACGGAACCAUAGACGUUUAAAAAAAAAGUACUUAAAUAGCCGCCUUUUCUUCUUCGUUUCCUUCUCAGUUACCAGCAAAAAAAAAAAGAAAAAGAAAGAAAGAAAGAAGAAAGAAAGAAAGAAAGAAAGAAAGAAAGAAAGAAAGAAAGAAAGAAAGAAUUCAAAGCUGCUUGGAUGAAGCAAAACCUAUCGAUCUGUCAGCACUCCACCUGGAUUGACUGAGCGGCCACGCGGCAGGCAUGUCCCGAAGGAAGCAGAGCAACCCUAGGCAGAUCAAACGUCCUCUGGAGGAUGGCCUGGAGGAAGAGGAUGAGGAGUGUGUCUCCGAGGAGAACGAGCUCGUGGCCAAAGAUGAGUUCUCAGCAGAAGAAAACUUCCCUGCCGAGUUUGAUACCGAGAACAUGAGCUGCGAGGACAUGGAGUACUUCUGCACCAAAGAGGGGGAUGGAAACCGCGAGGCUGGAGAGCCAGAGGUGGACAGGAAGUCUGAGAAGACGAGGCUUGCUUCAGUGGGGCCGGAUGAAUGGGAUGGCCCAAGAGAGCUUGAUGCCUUUCUCAAAGAUAGCGAGCGCCGAAUCCACAGCCGUCAGCAGCUGCCUGUGGGAACAACGUGGGGACCCUUCGAAGGGAAGAUUGAGAUGGGUACCGAGAACAGCACACUGAAGACGAAGAGCACGGUCCCGGUGGUGCUAAGCGCCGGCCCCAAGUGGCUGCUGGAUGUGACUUGGCAGGGAGCAGAGGACAACAAAAACAACUGUGUGGUGUACAGCAAAGGUGGUCAACUGUGGUGCACCACCACAAAGAACAUGAUGGAGGGUGAAGAGCUGGUGGCAUUUGCAGUCGACUUUGACUCCCGUCUGCAGGCAGUGAACCACAUGUCUUUGAGCGAGGGCAUGUAUCCUGCCAGGCUGCUGGACAGCAUCCAGCUCUUGCCGCAGCAGGCUGCAAUGGCUUCCAUCCUACCUACUGCAAUUGUCAACAAGGACAUCUUCCCUUGCAAAGCUUGUGGGAUCUGGUUUCGAAGUGAGAGGAAUCUACAGGCCCAUCUGAUGUAUUACUGCAGUGGGCGCCAAAGGGAACCUGAGACGGUUGUUGAGGACAGUGACACUGCACCCCACCAGACCUCCAGUAUGUGCCCCUUCCCACAAUGCAACAGGACCUUUUCAGGGGCCAGGGCGCUGGAGAUGCACCUGACCACCUCACACAGUGGUGUCAAAAUGGAAGAGAGCCUCCCUCCUGGCACCAGCUUGAAAUGCACAAUCUGUAACUACACGGCAGAUUCUCUUAUUACAUUCCAGCAUCACAUCAUGUCUCACCUGUCACAGGCGGCCUUCAGAUGCAAUCACUGCCAUAUCAGCUUUCAGAGCCACAGGGAACUCUUACAGCAUCAGGACUUACAUGGACAUGGUAACAAACUUCACAGGGAAAGCGACGCUACCGAGCAUUCCCCCCGGGGGUCCGAGGAGAGCCUCCAACAGCAGCAGCAGACCUGCACCGAGCUAGCCAACAGGAAGGAUGCUCUACUGGGAAGUCCCAAAGGGGCCCUCAACAAGGAGGCCGGCGGAGACGGAGAGGCCGACAAGCCUGAGAAAAAACCCAUGCUGUCUGCUCCGAAGGGAGACGCCCACCCAGGCAGCAAAGCAAGUUUUUCUUACACUCGGAUCAAAUCGGAGCCCUCAAGCCCCCGUCUGGCCUCUUCCCCCGUGCAGCACAACAUGCCUACAUUUCCCAUGGGCCCCUUCUUGUCUCAGUUUGCUUUCUCCCAAGACAUUUCAGUGGUCCCCCAGGCUUCUGAGAUUUUAGCUAAAAUGUCAGAGCUCGUUCACAGGAGACUACGUCACGGAGGGAACAACUACCCCCCAGUCAUCUACAGCCCGCUUAUGCCCAAAGGAGCCACCUGUUUUGAAUGCAAUAUCACUUUCAGCAACUUGGACAAUUAUUUAGUCCACAAAAAGCACUACUGCAACAGCCGCUGGCAACACAUGGCAAAGUCACCCGACUUUUCUGUCCUUUCUGACAAGGUUCCUGAGUCAGUGAGUCCUAACAGCGGGCACACCUCUGUUAGCAUGUUGACUGGAUGCCACCCUGCUGAAGGUGACAGUCACCUCAUGCAGUCAGCCUGCCUGAACUCCAGUAUGUUGGACAUGAUGAAUGCUGGAGCCAAAGGAUCUGAUAAGGAUCUGGUAGGGCAGGUGAAGAAGGUCUCAACACCAACUGGUGGUGAGGAGAGGCUCAAUGGAAAACAAAUCGAGGGGAAAUGCCUGAGUACCGGUCUAGUGGAGAGCGACAACGACCCGAGCAAGACGACCUGCGAUGCCUGUAAUAUCACCUUCAGCCGCCAUGAGACCUACAUGGUACACAAGCAGUACUACUGCGCCACUCGUCAUGAUCCGCCCAUGAAGCGCAUGUCCACCAACAAGGUGCCCUCCAUGCAGAGAACCAUGAGAACUCGUAAGCGAAGAAAGAUGUACGAGUUGUGCCUACCAGAUUCGGACCAUCAAAGGGCCCCCAUGGGACAGCCGGGUUUCCUUGGUAUUCAUCCUAUGAAUCCUUGUUCGUCCCAAGAAGUUGUGGACGCCCUCGGAGACCGUUUCCACCCCCGCUGCGACAUCUUUCCAGGUAUGGUCCCUAAACACCUGGAGGCCUCUCUGACUGUCACAAAACCUAUUUUGACCCCCAAAUGCAAUACAGCGGAGCCACAUGAGCUGGAUGCCCCAAUUGAUCUAAGCAAAAAGUGUUCAGCACUCUCCGAUAAGACUUGUAGCUCUCCAAAAAGACUGUUGGACUACCACGAAUGUGCAGUGUGUAAAAUAAGUUUUAAUAAAGUGGAGAACUACUUGGCACACAAACAGAACUUUUGCCCAGCUACUGCUGCCGCGACUGCUCAGAAGGCACAACAACCACAUCAACAGCAGCAACAUAAUGAUACGGGAAGCCUAGACACUACGAUGUUCCCAGAUGUGAAGAACGAAGGCAAUAACAACACUGGUGAGACCUACGAUAAGAGUUCAAGCAAAUGUGAAAAAAAUGCCAAUGAAAACGUGAUGGCGCAGAAUGGAGGAAUGUUUCCACCUCACCUGGGGCCUGUGCCAGGUCUCAAGCCUUUUGCUGAACCCCAGCUUAUCCCAUCAAAAGAUGAGAACAAAAACCUGUAUCUGCCCCAUUGCCUUUAUCCAGGAGCAAUAAAGAAGAUGAAAGGCUCCGAGCAAAUAUCGCCGUAUUUUGGGAUAAAGCCGACCGACUAUGUGAGUGGAGGACCAGUGAUGCAGGGAGAGGCCAGCGAACAGGAGCCAAGUGUUAACGGCGGGGGUGAGCCAGCAACAAUGAGGGAGGCGACACAACAGCCCGCUGCUAAUGGCUGCCCCCAUGCUGGUAAGGAACCUCUCCCUCUACUGCCCAAAAACCGAGGCAUGGUCAUCGUCAACGGGGGGGGACAUAAGCCGGAAGAACGCUCAGGCGCAGUACCGCAACAGGAGAACCAGCCCCAACCAGAUGGCCAAACCACUAAUCCCUCCCCAACAUGGGCCGCGGAGAACCUAGCAGACUCCAAUGAGAACAUGUCACCUUCCUCCAAGUCCCCAAACGAGGAUGCGACACCCCCAGCCAAUAAAGGGAUGAAUGGCUCCGGAAGUAGCAAGUACUGUCGCCUCUGCGAUAUCCAGUUCAACAACCUGUCAAACUUUAUUACCCAUAAGAAGUUUUACUGUUCGUCACAUGCUGCAGAGCAUGUUAAAUGAGAAGACAGAUUCUUCCACUCAAACCUCUUUCCUCCUUUUAUCCCCAUCUUAAUUCCCUUCCUUUCCUAAUUUGUUUUGGUACACUGUUUGUGUCUGGAAUAGUGCAUCAUGCAGUGCUAAAAACUGCUUGUGGACAAUCAAGAGAGGCUCCUCCUGUCGUUUUAUGAAAUAAACAUGCAAAAACCAUUGGUUAAAAAAGAAAGAAGAAAAUGAAUCAAGAAUAAUAUUGGUGCCACUUUCACAUUAAUUUAUUUUACAAUCAGUAUUAAUGAGUAGUGACUUUAAUUUAAAUUCAAAUGAAAUUUAUAUCAGAGUUGUUUGUAAUGUUAUUGUAUAGUCAUUCUUGUGUAGCACUCAUAUUGUUUACAUUGUAAUGUAGACUCAAUGAAACAAUAGACAAUACAAAAACAAGAUUCAAUUUAGACACAAAAAUAGCUACUGAGGCACUCAUGUAUUCUUAUUUGCUAUUGCAAAUUCCGUAUAUGCCCCAAAUGUAGAUUGCAGACUUGCUACUGAUGUAGCCACUUGGUGGUGACCGACAGGCACAAAGCUGCAUUUCUCAUUUUGGCAUGUAUACAUGGCUUUGCAUUCCUAUGUGGCUGUUUGUCUGUCUUUUUCUUCAAACCAGAUCUGGAUGUUUUCAUAAGGAUGGCAGCAUUCUUGUAUAGUACUCGUAUUUCUGUUUCAUGAUACUUUGCUCUCCCUUUUUGAAAAUUUGCUCUCAAUGCAAUACUUUGUAAAUGAGGGAACAUUACUGAAAGCAGUAUUAAGAAAUGCGGUCUGUGCAUAUAAUUAUUUGUAACUCUGGAGGGGGGGGGGGACUAGGUUCAUUGCUAAUAAACAAGGUGGGUGGGAGGUCAGUGCGAAUACUGAUUAUCAUUCCAGUGUCCUGAUAAUGGGAGAACAUGUUUCUUAAAAUGUUGUUGCUAUGCAUGUAUAUGGAUGGAAUUAAAUUCCAAAUCUGUUGGAAAUUUUUAUUUUGAUGUGGUGUCAUAAUUAAACUUAAAUCCUCAGGAUAAACCACUGAUGUGAGCUUUUUAUUUUACACCAACCAAACCAUUCAGUUCCCGUUUUCCUCAACAGUUGUAAUGCAAAAUAUUUAUUCUUGAUUUAUGUCAGUUAAAUUAUAGAAUUCGAUUAUGUAUUUGAGACAUCUGUCUGGCUGCCGUCAGAUUAAUUUCUAGGGAAAUGACAGAUGUAAAAACUAAUGCAAACAAGAGGAAUUCGAUAUACUGGGUAUUAAAAGUCAACAGCACUGUUCAAAUGCUACAUCUUUGUGAUAUAAAAAACAUUACACCAAGAUAAAUCAAUGCUUUUUUCACAAUUAACAUGGCUUAUUACCUGUAUAAAUCAGUGUAAAAAAAAUGUUUUCGAGGGCAAAUUCAACAAAAAAAAAUGACAUUAUGUGAUUGCACAUUUGUGCACACCCUCUUAUGAUUGGGGAUGUGGCUGGGUUCACUUUCAAACUCGUGUUUCACACACACCUGCCACCAAUUAAAAAUGGCUCCAAUUAACCCGAAGUUAGGAAUACACACACACAC
This is a messenger RNA of Syngnathoides biaculeatus (alligator pipefish), 5389 nucleotides long. RefSeq names its product zinc finger protein, FOG family member 2a (gene zfpm2a). The transcript has 8 exons. The record is from RefSeq and is a predicted model, not a curated record. Gene Ontology annotation, biological process: heart development; cell differentiation; negative regulation of transcription by RNA polymerase II. Gene Ontology annotation, molecular function: RNA polymerase II-specific DNA-binding transcription factor binding. The coding region runs from base 351 to 3848 and encodes 1165 amino acids. Gene Ontology annotation, cellular component: nucleus. Lineage: Eukaryota; Metazoa; Chordata; Actinopteri; Syngnathiformes; Syngnathidae.